UAAGAAACAGUCGCCUGACACCUGUCUACGAGCUCGGUUGUAAUUUUAUCUUCCACAUUUGAUAGAGUGUACAUUAAAGUUUAAUGCAUAUUUAGAUUCUUAAUUAACAAUGCAUCGGUCCGUGCUGGUCGCAUUCGACUUCGAUCAUACGAUCAGCAAUGACAAUACCGAUGUCGUCGCUCGAAAGCUGUUACCCCAGGAAAAAUUAACGGACAGUGUGAAAGAAUUAUGUCGUACUAGCGGUUGGAUCCCGUACAUGGCGAAGAUAUUCGAAUUGUUGCACAGCUGUUCCAUCGAUAGUAAACAAAUUGAAAAAGCAAUAAUUAAUAUACCACCGGUACCCGGCGUGGAAAAACUUCUGAGAGAAUUACACGUCCGAGGUUGUGAGAUCAUUAUUAUUAGCGAUUCAAAUACAUUAUUCAUCGGACAGUGGUUAAAAAACAGAAAGCUAGAUCACCUGGUUGCACAGGUGUUCACAAAUCCCGCGAAAUUUGAUGAAAACGGCGUGUUAAGAAUAGAUAUGUACCACGUGCAAGACUCGUGUAAACUGAGCACCGUUAAUUUAUGCAAGGGACAAAUCUUAGAGAGUUAUAUUAAAAAACGAAGAAACGAAGGUGUACAUUUCGAUCGAGUGGUAUAUGUCGGAGACGGGAAAAACGAUUUGUGUCCAAUUUUACGACUUUCUGAACGUGACUUGGCAUUUCCGCGGCAAGAUUAUAUACUUGUCAAAAUAUUGAAUAGUACGGAAAAAAUGGAUAUUCCGAAAGUAAAGUCCCGCGUAUUUCCUUGGAGCGACGGUAUGCAAAUCUUGAAGAAAUUAGAGGAAGAA
This is a messenger RNA of Dufourea novaeangliae, 829 nucleotides long. RefSeq names its product probable phosphatase phospho2. Gene Ontology annotation, molecular function: phosphatase activity. Lineage: Eukaryota; Metazoa; Arthropoda; Insecta; Hymenoptera; Halictidae. The record is from RefSeq and is a predicted model, not a curated record. The transcript has 2 exons. The annotation marks the transcript as partial.